AGGUCUGGCAAGUUCUGGGUUGUUUAUACCUGAGUUACCUCACACAUCCCACCAGUUUCCCCGCCCCAUCUGCUGGGGGCCGGCCCUCAGCCCUCAGCCUCCUUUUCCCCACAUGCUGGGGGACCGGGGGCCAACAUGGAUCUUCCCCUUGACAUCAGCUGAGCCUGGAAGAAGCAUCCUUUUACACCAUGGACAGAGGCAGCCACCGGAAUGCUUCUCCAGCAAGGGCACCUCCUCCUCAGGCUUCUCCAGCAAGGACAUCUCCAGCAAGGGCACCUCCUCCUCAGGCUUCUCCAGCAAGGACAUCAUCUCCAGCAAGGGCACCUCCUCCUCAGGCUUCUCCAGCAAGGACACCUCCUCAGGCUUCUCCAGCAAGGACAUCAUCUCCAGCAAGGGCAUCUCCAGGAAGGACAUCUCCUCCUCAGACUUCUCCAGCAAGGGCACCUCCUCCUCAGGCUUCCCCAGCCCGGGCAUCUCCAGUCCGGGCGUCUCCAGCCAGGGCACCACCUUCCAGGUCAUCGUCGGGCAGGUCAUCAUCUGCCAGGUCAGCCUCCACGACAUCCUCCCCAACGAGAGUGUACCUUGUUAGAGCAACACCAGUGGGGGCUGUCCCCAUCCGGGCUUCUCCUGCCAGGUCAGCACCAGCCACCAGGGCCACCAGGGAGAGCCCAGGUCUCAGUUUCCCCAAGUUCUCCUGGCAGGAGACCCAGAGACAGCUGCCACUCAUCGGGUGUGUCCUCCUUCUCAUCUGCCUGGUGAUCUCACUCAUCCUUCUCUAUGAGGGACGGGAGCCCCAGAGUCCAAGAGGGAUUGCAGUCUACUUCUGGCGAGGCCACACAGGGAUCAAAUACAAAGAGCCGUUGGAGAGUUGCCCCAGCCACGCAGUUCGCUGUGAUGGAGUAGUGGACUGCAAAAUGAAGAGCGACGAGCUGGGCUGUGUCAGGUUUGACUGGGACAAGUCCCUCCUGAAAGUCUACUCUGGAUCUUCUGGUGAGUGGCUCCCUGUGUGCAGCAGCAGCUGGAAUGACACCGACUCCAAGAGGACCUGCCAGCAGCUGGGGUUUGACAGCGCUUACCGAACAACUGAGGUGGCCCAUAGGGACAUCACCAGCAGCUUCUUACUCUCCGAAUACAAUGCCACCAUCCAGGAAAGCCUCUACAGGUCGCAAUGUCCUUCCCGGCGGUAUGUCUCCCUCCAGUGUUCCCACUGUGGUCUGAGAGCUAUGACCGGGCGGAUCGUGGGAGGGGCUCUGACCUCAGAGAGCAAGUGGCCCUGGCAAGUUAGCCUGCACUUCGGCACCACCCACAUCUGCGGGGGCACACUCAUCGAUGCCCAGUGGGUGCUCACUGCUGCCCACUGUUUCUUUGUGACCCGGGAGAAGAUUCUGGAGGGAUGGAAGGUGUACGCAGGCACCAGCAACCUGCACCAGCUGCCUGAGGCUGCCUCCAUCUCCCAGAUCAUCAUCAACAGCAACUACACGGAUGAACAGGAUGACUAUGACAUCGCCCUCAUAAGGCUGUCCAAGCCCUUGACCCUAUCAUCUCACAUCCACCCUGCCUGCCUCCCUAUGCAUGGUCAGACCUUCGGCCUCAAUGAGACUUGCUGGAUCACUGGCUUUGGCAAAACCAAGGAGACAGAUGAGAAGACAUCUCCCUUCCUCCGAGAGGUUCAGGUCAACCUCAUCGACUUCAAGAAGUGCAAUGACUACUUGGUCUACGACAGUUACCUUACCCCAAGGAUGAUGUGUGCUGGGGACCUUCGAGGAGGGAGGGACUCCUGCCAGGGAGACAGUGGAGGACCUCUUGUCUGUGAGCAGAACAAUCGCUGGUACCUGGCAGGUGUCACCAGCUGGGGCACAGGCUGUGGCCAGAAAAACAAGCCUGGUGUGUACACCAAAGUGACAGAAGUACUUCCCUGGAUUUAUAGAAAGAUGGAGAGUGAGGUACGCUUCCGGAAAUCUUAACGGUGCCCUCCUCACAUUGCUGACUGCUAUGAAGAUCCUGGCCAAAGGGACUGGCCAUUUGCAGCAUCUGGACCAGUGAUCACCAGGCGCCUUGUUCCUUCCACCUCUGCUGUCUGCUGUCUCUGUGAGAGUGUGUAUGCGGUACAUGUGUGUUUGCAUGGUGUGUGUGUGUGUGUGUGUGUUACUAUUACAAGAUCUUCAGAAAACAGGAAAACUCAACUCUUCUCAGAAUCCCAGGCUGGAAAAUCUGGACUUAAGAGUUUGGGCACCAGGUGUGUUCCUAUGAGUCUAUAAGUGGAGAUGGAGCCAAAAAUUAGCCCAGGAAGGGCUUGGAACAUGACAACAGCAGUUGUCGCUCUCCUAACUCUGACUUGAAGACCAGCCCGGAUUGGUCAGACGCCCAGCAGCCAGUGACAUCAUUGCUGUGCUGGGACAGCAGAAAAUUUUGUCAGGGGCUGUCUUGUCAGUGCCCGGACCAUCUGUCCUCCAUGGAAAGCCUUUACCAUCUGUGCUCAAGCAUCCAGCCCUCUGGGCCACCUGCAGUUGCUGUGGGUUCCAGAGCUGGGCUCUGCUGUAGCUGCCCAUCUCUGGGUAAUGACUGUGACUCAGGCUUGCUGUACUUUUGGUCACAAGCUGUUGGGAUGGAUUUUAUUUUUAUAUUUAAAAUAUAGAAAUAGAUGUAACUUUAAGGAGUCUCCAAAAGUCCUAGGGACCUUGGGAGUUUUUUACAUGAAUCACUUCAUGAACUCCAGGGGACCCCUGGGAGUUGAAGCAUCCUAUAAUAUAUUACUGGCUUCAUAAAAUCAGGUGAAGUGACUUGAUGAAAUCCUCAGGGCAGAUAUGUCCAAGUCGGUGUAGAGACUAGGGACCUUUGAAAUACUCAGGGAAGAAAACCCUCGUUUGGGUUGACAGAUAGAUCCAGUGCAUACCGAUCUAGCCUCCGAGGACUAUAGCCAGCGGGAAGAAGUAAAGAUGUUAGUGCUGCACUGGUUCGCCUCUUGAGACCUCUGGGGGAGUCUAUGCAUACAGCAUUGUCUACACCCAAGGGCUGACUAUGAAGUUUGCUUGUGUCAUCCUUCGUCUUUCAGCUUUGUACUGACUCGAAAAGCUGUGAAGAGAACAUAAUAACUGCCCUCAGACCCUCUAAGCAGCUUCUCUGAGCAGCCUAAGUUGGCCAUGUUCCUGGUCUUCCCUGGGCCUUUCCUCUUGGUCACCUGUUGUUCCUUAACUCCACUCUCUUCAACCCUCCUUGGGCCUACCAGACCUCUUGUGAUACUGAGUCUCAGAGGCAAGUUCAAGGAGAUCAGACCAGCUCAGGACAGUUCAGGCAAGCUGGAGGUAGCUGGAGUGGCUGGGCAGCAUCAGACAGGGCUGGAACACUUAGGGAAUCUCUUCAAGGCUGUGAAGGAGGUGGGCAGCAUCCGUGUCUGCAGAAGAUCCCAGCAAUGAGCUUCCGUAAUAAAAAUGUGUGGCAUGAA
Molecule: messenger RNA, 3442 nt
Organism: Mastomys coucha (southern multimammate mouse)
Lineage: Eukaryota; Metazoa; Chordata; Mammalia; Rodentia; Muridae
Gene: Tmprss13
Product: transmembrane serine protease 13
Exons: 14
Coding region: 189-1964 (591 amino acids)
Biological process (GO): proteolysis
Cellular component (GO): membrane
Molecular function (GO): serine-type endopeptidase activity; protein binding
Source: RefSeq, a predicted model, not a curated record